This is a messenger RNA of Vidua chalybeata, 1457 nucleotides long. RefSeq names its product neuropeptide S (gene NPS). The record is from RefSeq and is a predicted model, not a curated record. Gene Ontology annotation, biological process: positive regulation of action potential; neuropeptide signaling pathway; positive regulation of synaptic transmission, GABAergic. The transcript is spliced from 5 exons. The coding region runs from base 723 to 1022 and encodes 99 amino acids. Gene Ontology annotation, cellular component: extracellular region. NCBI's taxonomy places the organism in Eukaryota, Metazoa, Chordata, Aves, Passeriformes, Viduidae.
CAUGAGCUUUUCUGAUAUUGGAUUUUGUGUUUAUGCAGAUUCCUCGGUGCUCUUGAUUAAGAAGCAGCAGUUGAUUACCUCCAAAUGUGGCAGCUGUGGGGAGGGGUAAAAACCCUGAAGACCCUGAUGCUAAAAGGGGAACUCAGAGUGUGGAGAGGGGAGAGAUGAGCUUUGGAAAUCAGCUGCCAGUGAACCCAGCCUGGGAGCAGAGCCUCUGCAGACAGAGCAGGAGACAGAAAUGUCAAUUGCCACUUGUUCUGUUCAACCUGAUUCCUCCAAACCUGAAGUGGGAAUAUCUGGAAUGGAGCUCAAUCUCCGUCUGUGCUUCAUGCAAGCAAAUCACAGGCUUUGCAAGGUCUCCACCUGAUAUAUUGGAAGUGGUAACAAACUCUUGAGAUGGAUUUUUGAAAUCUUUAGACCUCUGACCAGGCUUGCAGUGAUGACACAGAGGUAACAAUAAAACCACUUGAGAGACAUUUAAUGGGACACUUUAAAUGAAAUCCCCGGGCUUGGUGAUGGCAGCUGAGAGUGUUCUUGCCAUUUUCCCAUUUAACAAGAAGAAAAGGCCAAACAAGGAGCAAUUAGUCAGAAUAAAAUCAGCUUUGAUGACAUUUUCCCUCCUGAACUCUGGUAUAAAAUGGUCACCUGAGGAAGAACUGAAGGGAUAUGUGAGGAAUUUGGAUGUGGUGCUGCAUGUUCACACACACAGUGCUGGGUAAAAAAUGAGCAGUCUAUGCAGGUUAAACUUGGUUUUCAUCCUGUGGAUCUCCGUGACAUUGGUGUGCUCGGCUUACCCAGUUGGCCCUUCCAUGAGCUCCAACCCUUUUUAUUUGACCUGCUGGCUGCAUGGGAAAUGGGAUUCGUGCCUGGUGCUGCUGAGCAGCUGCCUCUCCAAGGUGGGCAGGGGUGAGCAGCUGGCUCUUGGGAAGCCUCUCCUGGAGUCCCCUCUCCACAAACGGUCCUUCCGCAACGGCGUCGGAACGGGAAUUAAAAAAACUUCCUUCCGAAGGGCAAAGUCCUGAGCAAAUGUCCCAGAGCCCGGCCCAGGUUUUGACAUCUGAAGUUCCAGCCGUUGCUUCCAGUCCCUUUUGAUGCUUUUUUGACAAAGCCACCUCUGACAGAGUCGCCGGGCGUCGGUUUCCGAGCGCCGCGAGCCGAGCGGAGCAGAUGGGAGCGCUCGGGAAGGGCUUUGUUCCCAAAGUUACACUGGCAUAAAGUUUUGUCUCGAAAUGAAUGUUUUCAUUUGCUUAAUUUCCCUCCUUUAUCAGGUUUUAAUCAAGCUGCUCUUUGAUUAGUACAAAGAUAAUCCCGUGCUUUGAGGAGAUGCGUGCGCACAGCCUGUGGGGAGGACGGAGUAUUCCCAAAAUCCCUCCUCUCUGCCAGGCACGAGACAUUCCUGUGCUUUCCCAUCCCAAAUCACACUUACUUGAAGGCAACUGGUAAUUUUAACACAGAUU